UCUGCACCCACCUAGGACCUGUCCAUCUUCCCCCAGCUUGGUUUUGCCUCUUCUGUGCUUUAUCUAUAGUAUUGACUGAGACUGUGCUUGGGUGGCAAGAAAGUUCUGGAACUAGACAGUGAUGAUGGUUGCAACAGCAUUGAGAAUUUACUUAUGUCACUGAAUUAUACACUUUAAAUUGAUUAAAAUGCUUUCAUAGUACCUGCCAGUUCCGGCUGGAUUCCUUCAAGUCCUGUGUCCGAGAUAAGGUGCUGCUGGUGUAUAGAAAGACUACUGAUUUCUUUGGAUUGCUUUGGUUUUCUGGAGUCUUUUGUGCUUCUGUAUAUUUUAUACUUGUUCUGUUUCUCCAAAGAAUGCCAUUGGAAUUUUGGCCAGGACCUUACCCAUGAGAUACUACUGACUGCCCACAUUCAAGGUUGACUAUUCUCCAACCAGAAGACUCUUCUUCAUUAGGAAGGAUAGCAUCUGCUGAGGAUCCUGCUUUGUGAUCUUUUCCUUUCUAGGCUCCUAUAGAGACCUGUAGGUAGCUGUUCCCUCCAAAGCUAGUUAAAGAAGAGACCAAAAACUUCACUUGGUUCAAGGUCUGCCUGUGAAGUCAGCUAUACUUCUUUUUAAGAGAAGUACAGAAGAAGAAAAUUCUCACAUCAGUACAGGUCUUUCUCCAGUGGUAGCUUUGGAUUGGCAGAAGAUUAUUUUCAACAGAUCUGCCUUCGGAAACCAAUACCUUCACCCAGCCAGAGUGUGCCUUUACUCUGUCCAUGUCAUUCAUUGAUAGAGGCUAUUUGUCUAGAAAGGAAACUGUUUGGCUACUAAACUGACAAUUGACUCUAGCUCUUUCUGCCACAUUCACCUCUGGCCCACUAAAAACGUGUAAAGAUACCAGCCUAGGACAAACUGAUAACUAAGAAUAAGUCUGGACAAGUGUAUAUAUAAUUGACCUUCAACCAUGAUGGGUGGAAAGAAUAAGGGUAGAGCCCAGGCCAAAACUGAGAAAAAGGCAAAUGUACAAGCUAAAGCUGGUGCAGAGAAGGAGGCUGCUAGUGUGGUGAAACCUGCAGCCAAAACCACCGCCAAAGCAAAAGCUAAGGAAGGACCUAAAACAGAUGCAGCAGCAGACACGAAGGCUGUGUCCAAGAGCAGGGCUGUUGCUGAGGUGAAGGAAGGAACCAGGUCAGAGCCCAAGGCUCCAUUAAAAAUCUCAUCUGAUUUGAACCCCAAGGCUGAGAACAAGGCCACUAGCUCUGCAUAUAAAGAUAAGACUGGUACUGAUACCUGGUUCUGGGCUGGGGAAGAGGCUAGUAUCAAUUCCUGGUUCUGGAAGGGAGAAGAGGCUGCUAGUCCUUCUGUUGCUAAGUGUGAAAGUAAAACUGAUACAGGCGCCCAAGGCCAUACUGAACAGUUGGAGCCUACAUCUGGGCCCAGCUACAAGUCUAGGUCAGGGGCUGAGGAAGAGGAGGAAGAGAACGUUAUUGGGAACUGGUUUUGGGAAGGAGAUGACAAUAGUUUUGAUCCUAAUCCUCAGCCUGUGUUCAAGAUAGUUAAGCCUCAGCCAGUUGAUGAAAUUAAUGAGAAAAAUAGGCCCAAGGACUGGUCUGAGGUUACUAUCUGGCCCAAAGCUCCUGCUGUGGUGCCAGCAGUGUUGGGAUAUAGAUCCCAGGCUUCAUGUGAGACAAAGCCCUCUUCAUAUGUUGUUCUGGCUUCAGAUGAAGAAGAUACUCAGUCUUCUGCAGACAAACACAGCCAUUCCAAGCGCUCAAGCUCGCAGCCUAUCCCUGAGUAUCCAUUUGGUUCUGACUCUUGCAUCCAGACUUUAGAUGAAAUUAGACACCAAAUCAAGAUCAGAGAAGCCAAUGGCAUUAAGCCAUUUGCUUGCCCUUGCAAAAUGGAAUGCUAUUUGGAUUCUCAGGAAUUUGAAAAGCUUGUGAGCAUACUUAAGUCAACUACCGAUCCUCUCAUUCAUAAAAUAGCACAGAUUGCAAUGGGUGUCCAUAAAGUUCAUCCAUUUGCCCGAGAAUUCAUUAACGAAGUGGGUGUAGUGACACUAAUUGAAAGCUUGCUCAGUUUUUCUUCUCCUGAAAGUAGAAAAAAGACUGUAAUCACUCUGAAUCCUCCUUCUGGGGAUGAAAGACAACACAGGGUUGAAUUUCAUGUUAAGCAUAUGUGUAAAGAAACCGUGUCUUUCCCCUUAAACUCACCUGGACAGCAAUCUGGAUUAAAGAUACUAGGGCAGCUGACUACUGAGUCUGUCCAUCACUACAUUGUUGUUAGUUACUUUUCAGAGCUUUUUCAAUUGCUGUCCCAGGGAAAUCGUAAAACUAGAAAUCUUGUUUUGAAAGUAUUUUUGAAUAUGUCUGAAAAUCCAAAUGCAGCCAGAGAUAUGAUCAAUAUGAAGGCAUUAGCAGCAUUAAAACUCAUCUUUCACCAAAAUGAGGCAAAAGCUAAUCUUGUUAGUGCUGUGGCCAUCUUUAUUAACAUAAAGGAACAUAUUAGGAAGGGCUCGAUUGUAGUUGUUGAUCACGUGAGUUACAGUACACUUACUGCCAUUUUCCGUGAAGUUAAGGGGAUUAUCGAAGCAAUGUAAAAUGACCUAGAAAUGAAAGAACACUGAAUAGUGUCCCUACUCUGGUGGGGUCCACAUUCCCAAAGAGAUUUGCAUAGUAUUUUGGUUAUUACAGAGUGCACAUUUUAUCUUACAUCUUAUAAAAAUUAUUACCUGUGGUAGGUUGUAGCUCGGAGCUGGACCAUUUGAUGUACUAAAUGAAUAUUGAGUCUUGAGAUAAAGAAGUUUGUUGAUUCCUGUCUUAUCUAUAUUGGCAGAUUUUUAACAUUUUAGUUAAUAAAAUUGUGAUUCAGCUGUCAUACAUAUACUACCUUGAUCAUUAAUAUCUGCUUAGAUUCAUUUGUGACUUGAAAUGACUACUGGUCUUGUAAUCUAGUUACAGAAAUAACACAUACACAAAUAAAAAUAACCGAUGGUUCCUGCA
Nannospalax galili (Upper Galilee mountains blind mole rat) is the source of this 2984-nucleotide messenger RNA. It is a transcript of the gene Gprasp3, whose product is annotated as basic helix-loop-helix family member b9. The transcript has 10 exons. NCBI's taxonomy places the organism in Eukaryota, Metazoa, Chordata, Mammalia, Rodentia, Spalacidae. The coding region runs from base 947 to 2581 and encodes 544 amino acids. The record is from RefSeq and is a predicted model, not a curated record.